AUGUCCUCCUCGUCGCGAGAGCUUAUACCGCUCCCGGAGCCGGCGCCUGCGCCUGCCGAGGCGCCCCAACCUCCUGCAGCUGGUGAAGAUGUCUUCUCUGCACCCACAGAGCCCCCUCUGCGUAAUCGCAGAACUAUGCCUGGAUACUUCCCAACCGGCGAAACUCCCUCCAACUCUCCUGCCACCGCUAUUGAUUCUCUCACAGACGACCGUGACGUUGUGGAAGGCUCGCCGCGAUCGCUCGCGGAAGCCUUGUUGAAACGCUCGCAGUUCCGCAUGUCUCAGUUUUCUGCCUCUCAGAAUAGCAGCUCGACUCCCGCUAGGACGGUCAUCCGCUCUGAUCCUACCAUGAUCACUACGUUCGAUCCGGCGGACAGAGAGCUGUAUGAUUUGUGGGCGCCCAAAAGAUAA
This is a messenger RNA of Gloeophyllum trabeum ATCC 11539, 411 nucleotides long. RefSeq lists its product as uncharacterized. NCBI's taxonomy places the organism in Eukaryota, Fungi, Basidiomycota, Agaricomycetes, Gloeophyllales, Gloeophyllaceae. The coding region runs from base 1 to 411 and encodes 136 amino acids. The record is from RefSeq and is a predicted model, not a curated record. The transcript has 3 exons.